UCCAUGUCCAGAAAACAUUAACUCAAACCUCAAACAAAGCCUCUAGCUCCUAUACCCUUGUUACCUUCAAUUCUUUCUCUUCUUUAAUUUCUUGCUAAAACUCCUAACUAGUGAUAUUCCUCUAUACUUUCCAUUAAUUUCUCAAUGGAUAAGUCCCGUAAAGUUCCUUCCUUCAGCUGUGAAUUGAGAAUUAUACAAGCCCAAAACGUUGAUUCCAUCAAAUCCACCAAAAACCUAUUUGCUAGGUUAUAUCUUCCCUCAGGAAACAACAAAAGAAUUCAACUCAACACCAAGAAAGUUUCCUCCAACACCAAACAUGUUCCCUUUUGGAACGAGUCCUUCAGCCUAGAGUGUUCAUGCCCCCAAGAAUUCUUGGAAAGCCUCAAGAAGGAAAGCCUAGUGUUGGAGCUAAGGCAAAGCAAGAUGUGGGGGUCAUCACAUGUGGUGGGGAGGGGUGAGAUUCCAUGGAAGGCAAUUCUUGAAUCACCAAACAUGGAGUUCAAAGAGUGGGUGAAGAUGAUAGAUUUGGUGAGUGGAAUUAGUACUAGUGAUUGUUGUGAAGAUGAUGCUACUUUAAGGGCACCACAAGUGCAAGUGGAGAUAAAAAUAAGAGUGGAGAAAGACAAUAAUAGGAGAAGGAGGUUGAUCAAGGAUAAUUGGGAUAAGUGUGGGUGCAAACAUGGACAUGAUCAACAUGCAUGGUGCAGUGUCGAUGAUUAUGAUAUAUUUGCUUUGGGGGCAGUUUUGGAAGCUUUUUGAUUUACACAAGAGCAAGCAAUUUGAUCGAUGCACUAACCUUAGUUAGUUAAUUAAUUGUAUGUUUGGAUUAUAUGAUUUCAUUUGAUCAGUAUUGCUUAAUUUUGUCUGUUUUCCUUUUCCACUCUGAAAUAUGUUACUUUGUGAGUCAUGAGCAUGGAUUGUUUAAUUUUUUUUUUUUAAUGUUGGAAAUAUU
Molecule: messenger RNA, 952 nt
Organism: Cajanus cajan (pigeon pea)
Lineage: Eukaryota; Viridiplantae; Streptophyta; Magnoliopsida; Fabales; Fabaceae
Source: RefSeq, a predicted model, not a curated record